Messenger RNA from Terrapene triunguis (Three-toed box turtle), 1709 nucleotides. Its product is annotated as butyrophilin subfamily 1 member A1-like. The record is from RefSeq and is a predicted model, not a curated record. Lineage: Eukaryota; Metazoa; Chordata; Testudines; Emydidae. Gene Ontology annotation, molecular function: protein binding. The coding region runs from base 357 to 950 and encodes 197 amino acids. The transcript has 4 exons.
UUAGCCAGUGCUUGGAAGAAUCACCUAGAAACAUCUCUCCUCUGUGCAGAGAAACCCAGGGGAGUGUUGUAGAACUGAGCAGGCAGACCAUUCAUUCUGCAGUUGGCCAAAGAUCCAGAAGCAGAGCGGGUGUGUGAGAAACACCAGGAGGAAUUUGCUUUGUUGUCUGAAGAGGGGCCAAAAACUCACUUAUGUGUUCUGCACGGCACACCAAGAAACCAUGUUACAGCUUCCACUGAGACAGCCGCGGAGCAGUGCGAGGAUGCCAGAGACAUAUUGAACGGGUACGUGGCUCCUUCUCACUUCCCCCUCAUACUUCACAAUGCAGCCGUGAGGAGGGGAAGGUGCGGGCUGCAAUGGCUCUUUCUCCUGAACCGAGGCAGAGGACGCCGGAGUUCUCCCUCAACCCCCAAACUCUGAAGCAAUUCAAAGUGAACGUGACUUUGGAUCCAGACACGGCAGGUCCUGAACUCAUCCUCUCUGAGGACCUGAAAGGUGCCAGAUGGGGAAAACCAAGUCAGAAGAUGCCUGACCGUCCGGAGAGAUUUGACACUGAUCCCUGUGUGUUGGGCUAUGAGGGAUUCACCUCGGGGAGACACUACUGGGAGGUGGAGGUGGAUGGGAUGUUCUGGACUGUGGGUGUGGCCAGAGAGUCUGUGAGGAGGAAGGGACAUAUUGUCUUUCGACCCAACACGGGAGUCUUGGGUUUGCAGAAAUAUGAUCACCUCUGCGUGGCGCUCACCAGCCCUUCCAACACCUAUGUGCCCCUCAAAAAUAACAACAAUGAGAUCGGCGUCUAUCUGGACUAUGAACUGGGGCGAGUGUCAUUUUAUGACCUCAGCAACGAGGAGCUGCUCUUUGCUUUCCCGCCGGUCUCUUUCAAUGGGGAGAGAGUUUUCCCUUACUUUUGUGUAUUUUUGUCCCACAUAAAACUGUCCCCCAGAGGGUGAUGCAUGGCUGUGAUCCCAAGAAACUGGAUUCUCUGGCCUGUGGUGUCAUAGUCUCUAUGAUCCUAGAGGUUCUUGCUGAACCUCUUCUAGCUUCCAUUGCCCUACACUCUAUGACCCUGGAGGAUUACAAUGUUCUUGCUGAACUUCUUCUAGCUUCCAUUUCAUUAGGCUCUAUGAGCCUGGAGGAUUACAGUGUUCUUGCUAAGCCACUUCUAGCUUCCAUUUCCCUAAGCUCUAUGAGCCUGGAAGACAACGUCUUUCCUGGAGAGCUGCUCUGAGCUACCUUAUUAGUCUCCAUGCCUCAGGAGGACUCCCAUGUUUCCUCACAGAAAAUCCUAGGCUCUCAAUCCUGGUCUCUACGGCUCCACAAGGAGUACAAUGUUGUUGCAAAGUCCCGUUUAGCUUGCUAUUUUCUAGUCUCUAUGCUCCUGUCAGAGUCCCAUGUUCCUUCAGACCCCCUGCUAGCUCUCUGUCUGCAAACUGGACCAUCCUGAAGUACAGAAUGUGACACUUUUUAAUGGCAGAAAUUAAGGAAAGAAAAUCCUGAGUGGGUGUCUCGAUUCAGCCUGUAUUACCGUUGUGACAGAUAUUGCAAACACACACAGCCUCUUUGGGAGCGAUUGUUUCCACCUGAUAAAUGUGAUCUGUGAGCUUGAGCCAGAGCUUGAAAGUAUGAAAACUUCAGAGACUACUGUAUUCAGAUGGGCCGGACAACAUGGGCCCAUCGUAUAUUGACAGACCUAUGUAUCAAUAUGUGUA